UAUAUUCUCAACUGCUAUUGAUGGGAAAAUCAAGGCCUGCUUUCCAGUUGGCCGAAAUUAUAGAUCCUGCUCAAUGCCAGCAGGUUACCAUGCCAGACAGCAUGGAUGCAGUCAACAAGGUUGCUCGACUACUCUAUACAAAUUCCGGUUUUGGUGUUUUGGCACUUGGGUCUAAUGGGAUUCAGAAGUUAUGGAAGUGGACACGCAGUGAACAAAAUCCAGGUGGAAAGGCCACUGCCAAUGUUGUUCCACAGCAAUGGCAACCAAACAGUGGUCUUGUUAUGACUAAUGAUGUCACAGGUGUCAACCUCGAGGAAGCAGUGCCUUGCAUAGCACUCUCAAAGAAUGACUCUUAUGUAAUGUCAGCCUGUGGCGGCAACGAACAAUCUGGUUUGGGUUUCUUUUUAGGCUUGAUUGGUUCAAGGACAAAGUUGAAACAGUAUAAAUGCUGAAUUUGUUUCAACACCAUGUCAAAUCUGUGCACAUGUUUAGCAAAUAUCCUUCUGUGUUAUCCUUUUAAUCACAUUGCAGUUUGGUACUGUUAUGCCAUAUUAGAAAGAAAUUUGUUUCAACACUGUGUUCACUUUAGUUUGUUUUUUUUAUGCAUAUGUCAUUGUCGAUGGAUUGGUUGGUUUGUAGCUUGGUCAUCAAGAUGAGAACAGUGAGAUAUAUAAAAGCAUAAUGCUAAACUGUGUCAAGUAUUUAAAUAAAUCUUUUUCUGUUGAUCCUCAUUAUUUUUAUUACUAUUAUUAUUGUUGUUAUUAUUAAUUUUACUACCAUGGUGCGCUACAUUUGUAUCUUUGAAAUUAUCUAUUGAUAGAAGAAUUAGAGAUUUUGUUCUUGGCUUCUCAAAAUUAUCUAUUGAUUGUAACUAUGAAUCUUUUAAUUUUCUAUUGUCAAAUUUUAUAAAUUUGACCUUUAAUAGAAUUGUUCCCUUAGAAGAUGAAUUUA
This is a messenger RNA of Camellia sinensis, 951 nucleotides long. Lineage: Eukaryota; Viridiplantae; Streptophyta; Magnoliopsida; Ericales; Theaceae. The record is from RefSeq and is a predicted model, not a curated record.